Messenger RNA from Momordica charantia (bitter melon), 2957 nucleotides. RefSeq lists its product as uncharacterized. Gene Ontology annotation, molecular function: tRNA (cytidine-N5)-methyltransferase activity; RNA binding. Gene Ontology annotation, biological process: RNA methylation. The record is from RefSeq and is a predicted model, not a curated record. NCBI's taxonomy places the organism in Eukaryota, Viridiplantae, Streptophyta, Magnoliopsida, Cucurbitales, Cucurbitaceae.
AAACAUCGGAAUCAGGACCAAAACCCCAAAUCGCAGCUCUCCCCGCCGGUUUGAUGUUCAUGAACGUGUAGUCUUGCUUGCAGCUGCAUUCAGAGAGCACAACAGAGCGAGCUUUGUUGAACAUGGGAGGUAAGGGCAGAGGUGGCAGAGCUCGUACUCAGAGAAAGCAUUUUCGAGAGAACAGAGAGAACGUUUGGAAGCGUCCAAGACCCGAUCCUAACUCUGGAAAUGACAACAAGGAUGGCAAUGGCAAUACCAAUCCGUGGGAACCCUUCGAUUCUCAAAGCCCCGCGUUCAACGAGUACUACAAGGAGCAAGGAAUAGUUACCGCGGAAGAAUGGGACACCUUUAUCGAGGUUCUUCGUAAGCCAUUGCCCGCCGCUUUUAGAAUCAAUUCUAGUGGACAGUUCUGUGGGGAAAUACGAGCCCAGUUGCAAAAUGACUUCAUGAAAUCUCUUAAAGCUGAGGUCGCUGAUGGUGACGAAGCUGAGGCUAUUAGACCAUUGCCUUGGUACCCUGAGAAUCUUGCGUGGCAUUCAAAUUUCUCAAGAAUGCAACUGAGGAAGAAUCAAGCUCUUGAGAGGUUCCAUGAGUUCUUGAAGCUAGAAAAUGAAAUUGGGAACAUUACAAGGCAGGAGGCCGUUAGCAUGGUACCUCCUCUUUUUCUGGAUGUACAUCCAAGUCACUAUGUACUUGACAUGUGUGCUGCUCCGGGCUCCAAAACAUUUCAAUUACUUGAGAUCAUACACCUGUCCAGCAAACCUGGAGGUCUACCUGAGGGAUUGGUAGUGGCAAAUGAUUUAGAUGUCCAAAGAUGUAAUCUUCUCAUCCACCAGACUAAAAGAAUGUGCACUGCCAACCUCAUUGUUACAAAUCACGAAGCACAACAUUUUCCUGGAUGUCGAGCAAAUAUCAAUUUCUUCAAUGCUUCUGCAGCAGGGAAUGAAUUAAAACCUCAAAAUAGUCAACUUAGCUUUGAUCGUGUUCUAUGUGAUGUUCCUUGUAGUGGAGAUGGUACUCUUCGCAAGGCUCCAGAUAUAUGGAGGAAGUGGAAUGCUGGGAUGGGUAAUGGUUUACAUGGCUUACAAGUGCAGAUAGGCAUGCGAGGUGCCUCUUUGCUUAAAGUUGGUGGAAGAAUGGUUUACUCAACCUGCUCAAUGAAUCCUGUGGAAAAUGAGGCUGUUGUUGCGGAGCUUUUACGGAAAUCUCAAGGCUCUCUUGAACUUGUUGAUGUCUCAAAUGAACUUCCACAACUUGUUCGCCGGUCUGGUCUUAAGAAAUGGAGGGUGCGUGAUAAGGGUGUUUGGUUAGCAUCCUACAAACAAGUUAACGAAUGUCGCCAGAGUGUGGUAAUACCCAGCAUGUUUCCUUCUGGCAGAAGCCGUAAGAACCAAGCUGAAGAUAAUCAUAACUCAGAAUUGGGGGAAACUCGUUUGGAUGGUUCUACCGGAAGUUCUGUUGAUGUAGCUGAUGCAGCAGUGGAUCCUCUACACGAGUUCGAUGAGGAGGUUUGUGAAUUUCCACUUGAGCGUUGCAUGAGGAUAGUGCCUCAUGAUCAAAAUAGUGGAGCCUUCUUCAUUGCAGUAUUACACAAAGUUUCCCCACUGCCUGCUGCUACGGAGAAACCUAUUAACCAAAAAUCGAAGUCUGCAAAUGACCGGUCUCAUUGCAAACUUCCACAGGCUAUUACAGAUGUGGAUAGUGUGGACAUUAAUGCAAUAGAUGGGAUGGACGAAAGCCCAUCAGAAGUUGAGAUUGAUUUGAAUAAGCAAGGGGAUUACAAUUCUGCAGAUGAAAAGUCACCUAGCAAACGUCCGGUUGAGGAUGUUAAAGAUGACGAUGGUUUGGACAGCAGUGCAGCAGAUGGAAUGGAUAAGCAGUUGUCAGAAGCCGGUUUGGAGGACAAUUUGAUUGAUAAUGAAGUGAGUGAAAAUAAUUUGGAAAUUACUGCAAUAAAGGAUAAGGCAGAGGAGUCUAAAGAGGCUGAUGAUGGUGGAACAGAUCCCAACAAGAGCACUGUGAAGAGAAAGUUACAGAUUCAGGGCAAGUGGAAGGGUGUUGACCCUGUUGUAUUAUUCAAAGAUGAAACCGUUAUUGAUAGCAUAAAGACAUUCUAUGGUAUUAAUGAGUCCUUCCCAUUGAUUGGCCACCUUGUGACUCGAAACAGUGACACUAAUCAUGUGAAGAGAAUCUAUUACAUUUCUAAGUCAGUUAAGGAUGUUCUCGAGCUGAAUUUUUCAGUCGGACAGCAACUUAAGAUAACAUCCAUUGGUCUGAAGAUGUUUGAGAGGCAAUCAUCAAGAGAAGGUAGCUCUGCACCUUGUUCAUUCCGGAUAUCAUCAGAAGGAUUGCCUGUGAUUCUCCCAUACAUCACCAAGCAAAUCCUAACUAUAUCUCCGGUGGAUUUCAAGCAUCUAUUGAUAUAUGAAAGUAUAAAAUAUGCUGAUUUUGUUGAUGCUGCGUUUGGUGAGAAGGCAUCAAACCUAAUGCUAGGUUGCUGUGUUAUAGUUUUGGGUAAAGGAAGUAAUCCCUCCUCGGACGUUAUCAAAGUUGACGAGUCGACUAUAGCCAUUGGAUGCUGGAAAGGGAGGGCAAGUCUGAGUGUUAUGCUUACAGCGAUUGAUCGCCAGGAACUACUUGGAAGGCUUUCAAAUCGGCUUGAACAUGAUUUGUAAUGCAGGAAAGGGAAGUUUUCUGAUGUUGAAUCUAAUCUAAAUCCUGGAUGAAAAUGAUAGGAGGUGAUAGUAUUAGGUGGGGUUACUUUAGCAACUUCAAUUCAACUGUAUAAUCUAGAAAAAUUAAGCCUUACCAUUGUUUCUAGUGUAUUCGAUAUCUAGUUGCAGCAUUUCUGUUGAUUUUUUUUAGACUUCUGUGAUAUUUUUAGGUAGGAUUUGUAAUGCAAAAAAGAGAAUGUCGUAUGGAGGAAAUCCUAUAAAUUUUUUUGCUAUUGUUUUUAA